AAUUUGAAUUCCAGUACCAGAUAAACCCUAAACCCUGAAAUUGAAUCACCCUGGUCGGAAGCCACCCAUGUCCAGCUACGAAUCCGCCGAUGUUGCCGCCAUCCGCGGCCACGAGCUCCGCCUCAUCCGUUGUACCCUCUCUCCCUCCCCUUCGCCGCCGCCGGAGCCCCAACCUCAAUCGGAAUCGUCGGAGUUGGAUGGCCUCAUCAACCACCUCCUGGAUUCAAUCGAGCGCGGCAACUACGUUGAAGCCCUCACCUCCCAACCCCGUACCCUCCAACUCGUCUUCCAACUCGGCGGUGACUCGUUGCCGCCUGACUCCGCCGCUGAACACUUCUACUCCGAGCUGAUGGACCGCGCCGAGUCCUUCAUCACUGACGCCGCCGCUCCUGCCGAGCAAGCUCGCAGGCUCAUCGUUGUUCUGGGCAUCGCCGUCGCUGCAAUGCUAGCCUUCACUCAAUUGAACUUCACCGGGCCUUUGAAGGGGACUGAGCUACCGAAAUUCCCUCUGCCUCUGGAUAAUGGUGGUGGUGAGUAUGCAGAAUGGGAUAGUUGGGCGCGAAAUCAGCUCAUGGCUGCUGGUUCUGACUUGCUUGGAAAGUUUUCGAAUCUUCAGUAUAUAGUUUUUGCUAAGAUGUUGCUUUUGCGAAUGAGAGACUUGUCCAUUGAGAUUACAAUUGGAAGCCUUUCAUGGUGGGUUGGUAGGGUUUUGCUUCUUCAACAGAGGAUUUUGGAGGAGCGGUCUUCUUCCCUGUGUGAUCUCUUGCACGUUUACAUUGGUGAAGCCUUACAACAAUUCGGCACCUCGGAGAAAGUUCGAGGCUAUUGGGAUGCUGGCUUGCGUGAUGGGGAGAGCUUGGCCAUUGUCUCCAUGCUUCACUUAGAGGCUGGAAUAAUGGAAUAUGCCUAUGGUCGAGUUGACCCUUGCAGGACACAUUUUGAGUCAGCUGAGAUGGCAGCUGGACUUCAGCUGUCUGUUACUGGGGCUCUUGGUUUCCGCACUAUACAUCAGGUAGAACCAAAGGCACAAAUGGUACUUGUUACGAAGAAAAGUUCGUCAAAUAGUAUGGACAACGGCCCCUUAAUGGGUACUGGCAUCCAAACAAGUGAUUCCAGCACCAGUGAAAAUAACACACAUUUGAAUCAGCGUGAAUCCUCUGAAACAUCUGACAUACUUAUAAUACCAAAGUUGUUAGAAAAUCAUAAUGACCCUCAAACUAUGUCACAAGACUUGGAAAUCGGUGAUCAUGUUACAUCCAAUUUAACUGCAACACAACAGGCUGUAAUUCUGGCAUACUGCCUUCUAAUUGAGAAGAGUUCCAGACAUGAUGAAUUGCAGCGAUGGGAUAUGGCUCCUUAUAUUGAGGCAAUUGACUCCCAGCAUUUUUCUUACUUCAUUAUACAAUGUUUCUGCAAUAUCUUGCGUAUUCGAUGGGAGUCAUCCCGUAGUCGAACAAAGGAGCGUGCAUUGCUGAUGAUGGAUAACUUAGUGAAACGUAUUUUUGAAUCUUCUCCAGUACUGGCAGAAAGAAUCCCCUUUAGCUAUGGUGUUUAUAUGCCUAGUAUUCCUGCAUUGAGGAAGGAAUAUGGGGAACUUUUGGUGCGUUGUGGAUUGAUAGGGGAAGCAGUAAAGGAGUUUGAAGAUUUAGAAUUAUGGGAUAAUCUUAUAUACUGCUAUAGCCUGUUGGAGAAGAAAGCAACAGCUGUUGAACUCAUCAGGAAACGUCUUUCUGAAAGACCAAAUGACCCCAGGUUAUGGUGCUCCCUAGGUGACACUACCACCAAUGAUACUUGCUAUGAAAAAGCUCUGGAAGUUUCAAACAAUAGGUCUGCUAGAGCUAAGCGUUCUCUGGCUCGCAGUGCAUACAAUAGAGGAGACUAUGAAACAUCUAAAAUUUUAUGGGAGUCUGCAAUGUUGAUGAACUCUAUGUAUCCAGAUGGCUGGUUUGCAUUUGGGGCUGCUGCAUUGAAGGCACGGGAUAUUGAAAAGGCUCUGGAUGCAUUUACUCGUGCUGUUCAACUUGAUCCAGAAAAUGGGGAGGCUUGGAAUAACAUUGCUUGCUUGCAUUUGAUCAAGAAAAAAAGCAAGGAAGCCUUUGUUGCAUUUAAAGAAGCAUUGAAGUUCAAACGAAACAGCUGGCAACUCUGGGAAAAUUACAACCAUGUUGCUGUUGACGUUGGCAAUAUCAGUCAGGCACUGGAAGGUGCCCAGAUGGUUUUGGACUUGACCAAUAAUAAGAGAGUAGAUGCUGCGUUACUGGAAAGAAUCACAGAGGCUGUGGAAAAGCGGAUUUCAGCAAACAAUUCUGUGCCUCCUGUAACAACUGAUAUUAAGCCUAAUAUUGAUCAAUCCUGCAUUGUUGAUUCUGGAUCAGAAGAUCUAGGGCGAGUCCCUAGUGCUGGGAAAUCACGUGAAACUGAGCAAUUGAUGUUGUUACUUGGAAAAGUUUUACAGCAGAUAGUUAAAAGUGGGAGUGGAUGUGGACCUGAUAUAUGGAGAUUAUAUGCAAAAUGGCAUAGAAUUAAUGGAGAUCUCGUGAUGUGUUCUGAAGCCCUCUUAAAGCAAGUUAGGUCACUCCAGGGAUCUGAUACUUGGAAAGACAAAGACCGCUUCAAAAAAUUUGCAAAAGCAUCUUUGGAACUUUGCAAGGUGUAUGUGGAAAUUUCCUCGUCUACUGGCAAUAUUAAAGAAUUGUUCACGGCUGAUAUGCACUUGAAGAACACUAUCAGACAGGCUCAGUGCUUCUCGGACACAGAAGAGUUCAAAGAUCUUCAGGCCUGCCAUGAUGAAGUGAAAAUUAAACUCCAAUCAAAUUCAUUGCCCAGCUAAAAUCUUGUUAAAUGUAUUAUGGGAUUUCUUAUACAGGUUCUAACUCUAACCUAAAGGUUUGGCCUGGUCUCAUCAUUGGAAGCUGAUCCCCCAUUGAAUCUGCUGAGGCAUAUAUUUAAAGUGGAUGUUCAAAGAGCUUCAUGCUUUCCAUGGAUGAGGGACAUCGAAAGGUAGCUUUCAGAAUCCUGAAUAUCAAUGCUUCAAGGUUAAGGACGUGCUUUGUAUCUAUUGUUGUUGUGCAUGUUUGGAGCCGGUGUCUCUCAAAGUCGGUUUUGUAUUGGUUAAAUAUGAUGUGUAGGUAUGGGCUAAUUUAUCAUAGAAGUGAUUCAACCUUUCAAAAUCAAUUUUGUUCUAAAGCUGUUGGAAGUGAUUAUCUUCUUCGAGUGACUCAGUCUAUUGACCUCAACAUUUUCCUAUAUAUAAUUAAAAAUUGAAUGAUGUGUAACACUUGA
This is a messenger RNA of Lotus japonicus, 3282 nucleotides long. RefSeq lists its product as uncharacterized. Gene Ontology annotation, molecular function: protein binding. Bases 68 to 2830 code for a protein of 920 amino acids. The transcript has 20 exons. Lineage: Eukaryota; Viridiplantae; Streptophyta; Magnoliopsida; Fabales; Fabaceae. The record is from RefSeq and is a predicted model, not a curated record.